AUGGCCUCCUUGGAGAGAAGGCAGCGGCCGAGGAGGCAGCGGCGGGUGGGGCGGUAUGCAGAGGGCCUGGGCGGAGAUGCUCUGGAAAUUAUGGAUUCUGUUAAAAGCUUGGACUGUGUAGAAAGACUGGCACGUAAAUACAUGCAGAAGUGCGUGGUGGAGUCCAGCACGGAGUCAGAGUCUGAAUCCAGCGUGGAGGUCUUGCAUAACCCACUUGCUGAAGGACUCAGGAAGGCAAGAGACUCCAAGGGACUGCAAUUCUUAGAUCCUUAUGAUGGUGAUUCAGAAGACACAGCCACUCACUCUGAUUGUAGCUUGAGUUCUCUGAACAGUAUAGAAGUUGCACCGUGGAUGAGCAGUGCUCCAAAAGCAAUGGCUUUCGAGGAUGCUGAUCCUUCAGGGAAUGGAGAGUCCUUCCCUCAACCUCUGGACUGCUCAGAAACUAAAAUCAGUGAUGUUUACAGCCAGAGAGUAAAUGAUGGCAAAUCUCCCCUUGAACUACCUAGCCAGCAGAAGGAUUUCCCAAGAAGCCUGCUGCAAUCCUCUAAGCUGAGGAGAGACACAGAAGUGCUUCCCUCCAUGUGGUUGAUGCCUGACCCUUCCUUACUAGUGGGUGUUAAUCCUUCAGCCCCUGCUCAUCUCCUUGCAAGUGCAGGUGAUAAUUCUCCACAACCCCUGCUAGCAGAUGACUGUGAUGGCACCGCUUCCAGACAACCACUUAUUAAAAGAAAAGGGAUCACCAUUUCCGAGAGCGCUGGUGAGAAACGAAGAAAGAAAAUCCGGGCCAUUUGAUUUAAGGUAUGAAUUAAGUAGUUGGAUGAAGUCUUUCAUUCUAGAAGUCAACCUGCUAGGUUUCUUUUGCAAAAGCACCUGAACAAGACUUCAGAUGAUGAUACCAACACAGCUGCUCUGAGAUCCAUCUUGAAGGAUGCAACCAACUAAACAAGCUUGUGUGGCAAUUUAAAUGAGAAUUAGAUGAGCUUUUUCCAGACCCAGCUGAGAUUGAUGCUUGUGUGCUACUUCAGUGUCUGGGCACCAGAUUCCUGUGUGCUGUGUCUGGAAACAUCUGUUCAGCUUUGCAAGUAUUACAAAGGUAUGUUGAGGAGGGAAGGAAGAACGACUGAAUUGCAAUUGAUUUUACAUAGCUGUUGCUCUUUGUGUUUUUCAUCUGCUGUCUCUAUUUUCCACACAAAUGGACUACGUUCCCAGAAGUAUAACUGUCUGAAAUAUUUUGGUACCAACUAGCUGUGAAAGCAUUCAUUCUGUAUGACUGGCACAAAAUAACAUACAGAUUUUCCUAAAACUACUAAUAAAGGUGGAAAACCCCUUGCAAACUACAAGCUUAGUAGUAUUUUACCAUUCCACUAACCUUUGCAUGAUAACUUUUCACAUGCAUCUCUGAUCGCUUCUUGGCCCAAACAAAAAUGAAAUGGGAGCCUUCAGCCACCAUAAAAGCAGCUUAAGAGGAAUGCCUCUUUUUUCUGCUAGCCUCCUCCAUGGGAAUGUUUCUAUGCUUUAGUCACAUAACUAGCUGAGAGAGCCCUGUGAAGAGCAGCACGAAGCCUGAAUACCAGGUUAUUAAUUGUUAUUCCCUGGAAAGACUGUAGAUACAGUUCUUCAGAUGAAAGUCACCAUAAUAAUUCCAGGCAGUCAGAAAUCUUGCUAUGGGUUUUAUUUCCUGUAAUACUACCAGCAAAUCUGCUUGUCAGUAACCAUCUAAAAAUCUCAUCUGGUAUUCCUUCAAACAAACCAAGCCCAGCAGCUUUCAAACCACCGCUCCCCUCUUCUUCCGAUUCAACUUCACACAAAACCACCUGACAACCUAUCCACAUCAACUACAUCUAGAGGAGGAAUACACAAAACAGUGACACUUAUUACAGUAUUGCCAAUCUGUAAGCUUUUCACUCAGUGCAGAGAACAGCAACACCGCGCUCGUAGAAACUACGUGGAUCUUCCUUGGUAGCAAUUUCAAAAUCGACCGUGAAAAUCAGAUCAGCACGAGUGAAGUUCAGGUAAACGGGUAACGUCACCUGGGAGAAAUGUGAACACAGAAGAGUUAUGCAAGGUAGCUGGAGACGGGAAGAAGUUCCUGUGCUGCUUAGUGGUAUUUAUACGAUGUGAAUUCAGUCAAUACUUACAACAUUUGCUUUUUUAUCAGCGUUUGUCUGCUUGAUCCAACGAAGCUGUGUAAUAGGUAAUACAGUUGAAAUUGCAUUUGAAAGUGACAGCUUGUUGUUGCUGCAUGUAGCUCCUUGAAGCUUCAGGCCUGUAAAUUGAAUUGCACUUUAGAGUUCUAAGAACUUUCUUACGUCUAAGGAAAGUAAGUCUCCCUCUGCACUAUUUAAGGGCUGUGAUGUUACUCCAUCAAGGUCUGCAAAAAUAUAUUUUAAACUAGUUUCUCUGCUUUGUCCAUUAAGAGAGCAGUAAGUAUUUCAUGCCCCAAACAGAGGAGUCACAGCAGAUACUCUAUGGAAUACUGCUUAAAUAUAUACUGAUCUGCGUUUUGAUGUUUAUUACCAUGAUAAAAGAUAUUAUAAAUAGGAAAGUAUUCAACAACUUCAGAAAGUGUCCAGUAAUUCCUGUAGUGAUACGACUUUCUCAUAGGACGCCCAUUCAAAACUAGCACUUUGUGGAAGUAUUGUAGAACAGAGACCCCUCUUUCCAGAGUGAGUUUUACCUGUGACUCCAAAACUGCACGCAUCCAGCACAGCAUUCUGUGUGGUUGUAACAUUGACCUCAAGGCAGAGCUCCUCCAGGGACCAGCUGUUUGCCUGUGCAACAUACUGCCGUGUAGCAGUAAUGUAUGCCUCGGGUACAAACAGGCCACCGAGGCACACGUGGAUGUUCUAAUGGAGGAGGGAAGAGGAAAAAGAAUAGCAAUU
Molecule: messenger RNA, 2882 nt
Organism: Lagopus leucura (white-tailed ptarmigan)
Lineage: Eukaryota; Metazoa; Chordata; Aves; Galliformes; Phasianidae
Exons: 5
Coding region: 1-792 (263 amino acids)
Source: RefSeq, a predicted model, not a curated record